AUGUCUCUGCCUUCUGUCAUGAUCAGGAGCAUCAGGAACAGCGCCAGUCCCUGCUUCUGUCUCCGGUGGCUGUGCCAGGCUGAAAGAGCAGACGCAUCGUUCUCUAGUCUGCAGCAGGGCGCCCUCUGCUGCCCGAAGAAGGGAGUUUUUUGCUGCAAAGAACUGAGCUCUGCGGAAGACCUGUUCAAGAAGCUGCUUCUGAGUUUCUCAGAGACUCCUCCCGGCAUCGCUUGCACCUGCAGCCUCCCCACAUCCUGGUACCACCCCGAGAGUCCCUCUCCCCUCACUCGGCAUCCUACUGGGCCCAUCCCAGCGACACAGCCUGAAAACCCUGGGCACUUUGCCAUCAACUGCUUCCCAGACACAGACGCUCCGGCGCUUCCAGCUCUGGGAAUCCGUGUCUACCCUGCUUCCGGAUCACUUCUUCGUCUGCUGGUGGACUUUGGGGACGGUUGCGGAGCUGAGAUGAGACUGUGUCCAAUGACAGGCGCAGCUGCAGUGACUAGCUGCCACCGGUACAGGAAAGGCCAUCAUACGUCUGCUUUGUCUUCUUUUCCAGAAGGAGUCUACAAGCUCAGGGCUGUUGUCCAUGACGUCCACGGAUCUGAUGUGGAACUGGGGCCGUACUACAUGAACAUUGGCCAUGAGAACGUGUCUGUAUUCAUGAACUCCAGCUCUAUCCACGAGGGUGAAGCCCUCUCCUUGGCCAACUCCCUCCCACAGCAGAAAGGCACAGUCGUGACGCAUGGCUUUUCUUCUGUGUCCUCAUACAACGUGUCCUUUGUUUCUCAGCCCCCAGUGGGCAGCGGCCAGGCUUGGCUUGGUGUGACUGUCGGGUAUAAGAUGCAGCCUGUGUCCAUCUACACCAACGGAACUGUGUUUGCUGCAGACACAGACAUCACAUUUGUGGCUGUUACCAAGGAAACCAUACCCCUGGAGUUUGUAUGGUAUUUCGGAGAUGACCCACCCGUGAGGACAACUUCCAGAAGCCUUAGAAGAAGGCUGAGCAUCCCUCAGCGGUACCACGUGAUGGUCGAGGCCAUCAGCCGGAUGGGCAGUGUGGCCUCUGAGUCCCACCUCAUCAGGGUACAGAAGAGAAUCACGGCCAAUCGGCUCAUGUCCCCGGCCUCAGCCCUGGUAAAUGCCAACGUGUCCUUUGAGUGCAGGCUCAACUUUGGCACGGAUGUAGCCUAUCUUUGGAACUUCGGAGAUGGUACCACCGAGGUGGGCAGCAGCUCCUCCAGCCAUGUUUACAGCAGGGAGGGUGAGUUUACAGUUGAAGUCCUGGCCUUCAACAAUAUCAGCUCCGCCGUUCUAAGGAAGCCGCUUUUCAUCGUGCACGAGCCUUGCCAACCACCUCCGGUGAAGAACAUGGGGCCUAAGAAGGUUCAGAUAUGGCGCUCUCAGCCCCUGAGACUGGCAGUGACACUGGAAGCUGCAGUCCUCUGUAACAUUUCCCAAGGGCUUUCCUACACCUGGACCAUUGUGGACGCUGAGGCGACUGCCGUCACCCUCCCUGCUGCCCUCAACACCCUUGGGCAGACCAUCGUGCUCCCUAGCUACACCCUAGAGUGUGGGAACUACACUGCCACGGCCAAGGUUCAGAUCAAGGGAAGUAUGGUGUAUAGCAACUACUGUGUUGGUGUGGAGGUUCGAGCCAGGGCUCCUGUCAGCGUGAUCUCUGAAGGCACCCACAUCUUCAUCCCCAGGACCACCACAACCUCCAUCAUCCUCAGAGGCUUCCAGUCCUAUGACCCUGACAACCCUGGGGCGGCUCUCAGGUAUCACUGGACUUGCACCGCAGCCAGCUCACCAAGGUGGUCCUGCUUUGAGGACUCUACUCCAUACCAAGUAGACACUCAGGCUCCUGCCAUUUCCUUCCCAGCAAAAUGGCUCAGUGGGUGCUGUGACCAGUUCCUUGUGACCCUGAUAGUCUCCAGCAAUGGGCAGAACUCUUCUCAGGCCUUGAUAUUCCUGUCCACCCGUUCAGACCCGGACUUCAGAUUCGUCUACAUCUCGUGGGUCAACUUUAAAGACAUCCGUGUAAACUGGAAUGAAGAACUGUCUCUCCGAGCUGUGUGUGAAGACUGUGACGAUAUACCCGACCUCACUUAUUCCUGGGAUCUCUUCCUGGUCAAUGCGACAGAAAAGAAUACCGUGGAAGGGAGUUUUGGCAGCCAAGCCUCCACGGCCUCUGUUCUGUUUCGCUUCUUGUGUUUCCAGGACUAUGUAAGGUACUGCAUACCUCAGCCCCGAGGUGGCAAUGGUCAGUCCAAACUCUCAGACAAUAUCUUCGCCUCGCAGGUAGACAUGCUUAUCACUGUGAGGCUGCUGGGCGCUUCAGCAUCCGGGGCCAUUCUGAAGUUGUCUCAGUCAGACCUGCAAUCAAGCCCAAGAGGAUCCCCGACACGACACUCACCAGAGCGGUCACCCAUGCCCCCGAGCUGGACAGCUCUUCACAACCUGGGAAGCAUUUACUCUGAGUCCGCAGCGGGAGGACACCACAUUUCUGCAGUGGUGGGUCCCAUGGCAGGCUCCGGGGAGCCCAUGGAGGACUCCAGCUCACUGAGUCCAGCUCCAGGUUCCCUGGAUGAGGAAGCUUUGAAGAUGGGCGCCCCAGAGGGAAGCUGGCUUCCUUCUAGCUCCUCCCCUGCCUUUGAUGAUUUUGAAGCCUAUUAUAGUGACAUCCAAGAAGACGUGCCGUCCCCUGGAAGACAGCCAGGGACCGGUACCAACUUCCAGGAAUCGGGACCAAGCAUGAAUGCCCAGGAGAGUGCCAGUGAUGGGGACAAUCUGCUGGGCCCUUUCCUCCACACAGGCAGAGCAAAGCCGGCUCUCAUGAUUGACUGGCCCAAGGCCCUGGUCAGCCGAGCUGUCUUCCACAGCUACACCUCCUCAGGUAUCAUGGGACCGGAUGUGACAAUAAGACCAUUCUCACUGAGCAGUGGCGAGAUGUAUGUCUUUCAGGCGUCUGUAGCUUCAAAAAAGGCCUUACUAGGCAAAGCUCAGCUCUACAUAACGGUCAACCAGGUCCCACAGGACAUGUCCUGUCAGGUGCGACCCCACAGUGGUAUGGAGGCCCAUACCGUCUUCAGUGUCUUCUGCAUGUCAGGGAAACCGGACUUCCAUUAUGAAUUUCGCUACCGGGUAGGAAACACUUCUCCACACACCCUGUACAGCGGACGAGAUACCCAGUACUACUUCCUAUUGCCAGCUGGUGAGACCUCAAACAAUUACAAAGUCAUUGUUUCUACCGAGAUCACAGAUGGCCAAGGCUCCAAGGUGCAGCCGUGCAGUGCGGAAGUGACUGUGCUACCCCGUUACCAGGGAAAUGACUGCCCUGACAAGGACCUAUACGACUCCACCCUGGACACCCUGUCUUCUCUCCAGCUGGUGGGAAGUUACACGGAAGUCAGGAACUACAUCGCUAUGACCACUGUGAUCCUGAGCCGUUUGUAUGUGGAGAGCAGAAACACAUCCACCUGUAGCCUAUGGUCACAGAUACAGGACGUAUUGAUUUCUUCAGCAUGCAGAGUUCCUUUAACGGACCAGGAAGCAAUGGUGGACUCUAUUCAUAUACUGAGAGACCUCAUAAGCUUCCCUAAUAAGUUGAGCUCCAUGAGUGCUGUGUACGUUCUCGAAUAUGCACAGAUGCUCCUGGCCCAAGGUCCGUUCUCCAGGGAGUUGCUGGUCAACAAAAACCUGGGAGUUGAGCUUAUCCUUCUCAUCUCUGGAGUCUGGGAAGCUGCCAAGGAAGACGGGAGAAAGGAGGACUCUCUGCAGGAAGAAGGCAUGAAGAUAAUCUCUGACAUGUUACUAACCUGUCUCUCCUUGGGCCACCAACAUCAACUUCACAUAAGCACUGGGAAGAUGGAGUUCUGGACCCUGCUCCAUCACAGCUUCCAGAAGUCUAGUCAGAACCUGGGCUUCAUCUGGGUCCAUUUCCCUGGCGACCUGGCCUUGCACCGUCCUGCUCAAGAGGCAUCCCAAAGCCCAUGCUACAUCAGCCAGCUCAUGUUCUUCAUGAACAGCCCUUACCCAGAGGGACGAGCUCCUGGACAGGUGGGCAGCGUGGUGAGCCCUAGACUCUACAGCUGCAAGAGCAGAAGCCCCAUUCUCAGAGGACGGCUGGAGACACCUGUGACCGUGGAGUUUGGGGAGGAAGACUACCUGGUAAAGACAAGACAUCCAACCGUGUUCACCUUGCUUCGGGAUGAGGUGAAUCUCCACCGGUUCACCGGGCUUUCUGAAAAUCCCCAGGAAACCUUACAGAUACGCAUCAAAUUCUUGAAUCCCAGAAGAAGAGCCUUCCCCGUCAUGCUGCUAGUAAGGUUCUCCAAGAAGGCCACGCCUUCGGAUUUUCUUGUGAAGCAGGUGUACUUCUGGGAUGAGCAGACUGUGCAAAUUUAUGUACCUGCUCUUCCGUGGAAAGGAGCCGAUGUGGGGUAUCUGUCCCUGCUAGAUGCUGAUUAUGACAGGAGACCUCCAAACAAAUACCUUGCUGGUGCAGUAAACUACACAGUGCAUUUCCAGUGGAUCCAGUGUGUGUUUUGGGACAAGACAGAGUGGAGAUCCGAAGGUCCCUGUCCGCAGUCUGGAACUUCUCCUGAGAGAGUCAACUGUAGCUACCAUCGCCUGGCGCCUUUCUCUGUCCUCAGAAGAAAGCUGAAUGCCACUUUCGAAGUGAGCAGCAUUUCUGAGUUCCGGAGUGACCCACAUAAUUUGCUUCCCGGGAUUUUCAGUGUGUUUCUCUUGGUUCUUUAUGGAAUCCUGGUGACUAAAAGCAGAUGUAUACAUUGUCACAAGAAAAGGAAACCUGGCUGUAUUUUUCUGGAAGGAGACACCGCACCUGGCCACCAGCUGUAUGCAGUCAUUGUUGACACUGGCUUCCGGUCACCAGCCCAAUUUACAUCAAAGGUCUUCAUUGUUUUAUGUGGUGAAAAUGGACUCUCAGAAACCAAAGAACUCUGCUGCCCAGAGAUGUCCUUAUUUGGAAGGAAUUCCAGGCACACCUUUAUACUGAGCACCCCUAACCAGCUGGGUCCACUCCAGAAAAUCCACCUGUGGCACGACAGUAGUGGACCGGCCCCAAACUGGUUCGUCAGUCACGUGAUGGUGAAGGAACUACACUCAGGCCAAGGCUGGUUCUUCUCUGCCCAGUGCUGGCUGGCUGUGAGCCUAUGUGAUGGCCGUGUGCAUAGAGAACUCUUCUGCCUGCGCCGUGGUCUAGGCUUCUGGAAGCUUUUCUAUGCCAAGUUCACGGAGUACCUGGAGGAUUUCCACAUUUGGCUCUCACUGUACAGCCAGCCCCCCUCCAGCAGCUACCUGCACACACAGCGGCUUGCCGUGGCCUUCUGUCUCCUGUGUGUCUAUUCGUGCCUCACUGCCCUGGUCACUGUGGGAGUCCAUGAACAGCGCCCGCUGGAUGUGGGUCCCACUCUGGAAUCCUUCCGUCUGGGUCUCCUGUGCACCUUUCUGGCCUGUCCAGCUGCCCAGCUAUUGUCUCUGCUCUUCAGGUUCAGCAAGCACCCUGCAUCAGACAUUCUCCCAGGAACUGACAGAGCUUGGAGGAUGGCAGCCAAUAGCAGUGGUGUGACCUGUUCACCCUUUCUUGCUCCGAGAGAGAAGAGCCACCACCCUCCUCCCAGUUCACAAGCUCCCAGCAGUGGUUUUGAAGGGCGUAUGCUCCAGUGGUCAAGGGUCUGUCUGCGCUGGUCAAGCUCUGUGGUCUGGGCCAUUUGUGGGUUGACGUCCCUGGCCUGUGGCUUGGGGACAGGAUUCCUAGGCUACAGGUUUAUGACAGAGCAGUGUAUACAGUGGCUGUACCUGCUGCUUCUCUCUGUGGUCUGCUGCGUAUUUGUCACCCAGCCACUCAUGAUCUGUUUGGCAGCGCUGGCCUUUGCUUGGAAAAAGAAACAUGACAGUCAGUUUUUUACUGAGUCUUUACGAGAUGCAACCAAGAAUCUAGACUUGGAAUUGGAAGAAUACUCCAGAACCCACCUUCGUCUUUCUCCCAACUCCCAUAGUCCUGACAGUGCUGAGGAGGCCGAAAGGGUCUUGGCUGUGCGACAACGAGACCACCACCUGCGCUGGGCUCAGCCACCAUCCAGGGCCAAGUUCAGAGUGACCAGGGAGAGACUGAGGAAAGAGAACCGGAUGCAGGCAGCACUGAGAGGCAUUUCCACGCACAGUCUCAUGUUGCUGCUGCUUUUGUUUAUAACACAUGGGAGAGUCUGCCCGGGUGAAUAUUCUCUCAACCAAGCCAUCAGGAAGGCAUUUACAAGAAAUGCCAGACACUCCUUUGGGAACUUGAACAGCACAGACGACUGGUGGGACUGGACUCUGAGCAUGUUGCUGGACGGGCUGCACCCAGAAGGACCCUCUGCUGGAGCCCUGGGGGCUCAGCCUGCAGCUCUCGGAGGGCAGUGCCACCUCAUAGGCCCUGCGGUGAUCAGGCAGCUCAUGGUUUCUUCUGGUACUGCAUGCACGCCUCCCAGGCCAGUCUCAGAACCCACGGAAGAUGUACCACCUACGCUGAAUCACAACCUUGACCUUGAGAACCUAAAAGUGACCCCUAGUAGUCCUGAGGCCUGUGGGGCGAUGAAGAAGAUCUCCGUGUACAGCCUAGGAAGAACAAGGCAUGAAGUCGACGUAGCCCUGACUGCCCUCAGGACCAGCAGGUGGGUGGACCACUGCACCAGGGCCGUGUCUGUGCACUUCACUCUCUACAACCCUCCCACGCAACUCUUCACCAGUGUGACCCUAGGUGCAGAGCUUCUCCCCACGGGAGGUCUUGUCCCCUCAUCCCUGGUCGAGUCAAUCAGCAUCUACGGUGACUCAGCCCCACGCUACCUUCUUGUGCUUUCUGAGCUGGUGUUCCUAGUCCUCAACGUGACCCACCUCUGUUUCCAGCUCUGGGGAAUGACCACCAAGGGCGUCCUCAGCUACUGGAGGAAACCAAGACACUGGCUGGAGCUCUCUACGGUUGGGGUAGCCCUGGCCUACCAUGCAGCCUCUGGUCACCUCACUAGCCUUGCCGAGAAUGUCACUGACCAGUUCCACAAAGGACUUCACCAGAUGUUUGUGGACCUAAGUCUGAUGAUGUCAUGGAAUCAGAGGGUAAGAUGGCUCCGGGGAAGCCUGCUGUUCCUCUGGAUGUUGAAAUGUGCUCACCUCCUCGGCCUCCUAAGCAGCAGGGCAGCCUUCGCCGCAGUGAUGCGUUCGUCUCUCUCCAGAGCCCUGGCACCCGCACUGUCAGGGGCCCUGUCGCUGGCUGCCUAUUCCCACCUGUGCCGGUUUCUGCUCUUCACCGGGACGCCAUCACCCGACACCUCUACAGACGCAUUUCCUGAGCUGCUGCUGCUUCAGUUUCUGGGAAGAAACCAAAAGGACUCACUGCGCAAUCGCUUGGAGUCUGGGCAUCGAGCCGUGGCUUGUUACUGCGGGGCCCUGUUUCUGCUGUUGGCCGCUCUGUGUUUCGGAAUGCUGAGGGCUUCCCUCCUGACUUUUUUCCGAAAAGGAAAGUCUUCUCAAAGAAAAUCUCAUGUGACACUUACAAAUGUCGCUGUUUAUGCAUGGCAUAAAGUCCUCGCCAUUUUGGGACUGGAAACAACUCUGGAGGAGACUGAGGUGGCUACAGAUCAGAAUUAUUACCUGGAUGAAUUUUCAAGCCUAUUGGAUGAACUUCUGCUAAAGAUUGAUGGUUUGUCUGAAAGCCUAGAACUCUCUAGCCUAGAAAACCAGUGGGGGAGGACAGUGGAGCCAAGGACAGAGGACAGUCCUCUCGUCGGCAUUCCAGGGUACCAUGCUACUGCGACAAGAGAAUGGCAGUAAAGACAAGACUAUCCUAGACAUCAGGUUUCUCCAGCUCCCGGCCAUCUUCUUCGCAGCUGUGUUUGCAAGGUGAACACUCCACACAAGAUACCUGCUGAGCCCAGCUUCCAGCCAUCCUGAGCUGCUCGUUGCUUGUGAGAUUCCGGCCUCACUGUGACCCUGAAACAUGUGUUUCCAUGCUACCAAGCUCUUGGGCAUGGGAGGGAAGGCAGAGGUUUCUGCUUUCAGAUCCUGUAAGCUGGAGUCCUUCUGGAAGCUUCAGAACCCUGAAUUCUACAAGAUCACAGUAAUGUGCCUAUAUCUGUAAGCAGUGUCUCCUCCACAGCCACAGGCAGGAUGUGUGGCGAGGACAAGCUCACCCAGACACAGAGACAAAACCUGCUUGAACUGUAAGCCACGUUCAUGACGUCAUGGUUGCGUGAGCAAAGACUUGCUCCUUAACAGCACAAUACGCACUUCCAUAUAUUUUUUGCUGUGAAAUGCUCAGGCAGACUGUGUCCUAUAGAUACAUUGGCAUAGGAAACUCAGCCAGCCAGUGGCUGCAGAGAAUGUUAUGUGUAUAUUACCAGCAUAAACUGCCUUUAUGAUUUGAACUGAUGGGCGCUCCUGGAUAGAAUGUGUACCCCAUCUGCCUUGCUAGGAAAACACUGGCAAAGUGUCUGCUGUCAGCAAG
This is a messenger RNA of Alexandromys fortis (reed vole), 8506 nucleotides long. It is a transcript of the gene Pkd1l1, whose product is annotated as polycystin 1 like 1, transient receptor potential channel interacting. Gene Ontology annotation, cellular component: plasma membrane. NCBI's taxonomy places the organism in Eukaryota, Metazoa, Chordata, Mammalia, Rodentia, Cricetidae. The record is from RefSeq and is a predicted model, not a curated record. Gene Ontology annotation, biological process: calcium ion transport. Bases 1 to 7833 code for a protein of 2610 amino acids. Gene Ontology annotation, molecular function: monoatomic cation channel activity; protein binding. The transcript is spliced from 51 exons.